CGCUGGAGCUGCAGAUAUCGUGUCUCAAUCCUUGCUCCGUCAACGCUUUGUUAUCAUCAUCGUUUUGUUUGAGAACGGCGGAUUUUUAAGUGUUCAAGAUGGUUGUUCUACAUGCAGCAUUGAGUGUGAAAACCGUUGACCUGUGCGAAAAGGAAAAUGCAAAGCUCCACCGCACCGAUGGCUAUGAACUUGUCACCAUGGAUCCACCGACGCCGGUUCUACGACGUGGCCAAUUGUUCAAACUGAAACUACGCUUCAACCGUCCAUUCGUUAAAGAAUCGGACAUUGUUCGUAUUUUAUUCAGCUUUGGAUCUCGUCCAGACGUGAUGAGAGGUACCAAAGGAAUUGUCACCGUCGAUGACAAAACUUCUUUUCUGGCCAAUUCGGAGACCUGGCAGGUCAGGGUAACCGAUAUGAAGUCAGAAAAUGUCUCACUCGAGGUUCAAAGUCCGGCGGACAGUCCGGUCGGAGUUUGGAAAAUGAGAAUAGAUGCGACUGUAUCAGGUGUUGAAAAAACCGUCAAUACUUACGAAGUUGACAGCGACAUCUAUCUGCUGUUUAAUCCAUGGGUGAAGGAUGAUCUUGUUUACAUGGAGGACGAAAAACUACUCGAAGAGUACGUGAUGAACGACACGGGUAAAAUCUGGCUGGGAACCGAGAAACAACACAGAGGGAGAGGAUGGGUUUUUGGUCAAUUCGAGGACUGCGUGCUUCCAGCGUGUGAAUUGAUGCUGAAGAGAUCCGAAAUCAAGGACGCGGCUCGAGGAGACCCAAUCAAAAUGUCCAGAGCAAUAUCUAGAAUCAUAAACGCGAAUGAUGAUAGAGGAGUUCUAGCCGGUCGAUGGGAUGAUAAAUACGAUGGCGGAGUUUCUCCGUCCACGUGGACAGGAAGUGUCCCAAUAUUGAAGAAGUUUCUGGAAACCAAAGAAUCUGUUCGUUGGGGUCAAUGCUGGGUAUUCUCAGGAGUCGCGACCACCGUUUGCAGAGCAUUGGGAUUGCCUGCAAGGUCCGUUACGAAUUUGAGCUCAGCGCACGACGUCGACAAUACGUUGUCCAUCGACCGUUACGUUAACAGUCACUACGAGUAUCUGCAUGAAGAUCCAAUCACUGGGAAACGAUUCUACGACAUGGUCUGGAACUUUCACGUCUGGAACGAGGUCUGGAUGGCCAGGCCGGAUCUGCCCAUGGGUUACGGCGGCUGGCAGGCCAUUGACUCAACACCUCAAGAGCAGUCUGAUGGCAUGUACCAAUGCGGUCCGGCUUCCAUCGAGGCGAUCAGGCAAGGCGCCGUUGGCUUCAAUUAUGACAUUCCCUUUAUGGUGUCCACCGUCAACGCUGACGUUAUACAUUGGAUAGAAGACAGGCGAAGUGAAUCUGGUUGGAGGAAGAUUAGCUGCUCCAAAUCCGAGGUUGGACGUAUGAUCUUGACCAAAGCGCCUUUUGUGUUUGACCCAAACGGCGAUGGAGACCGAGAGGAUAUCACUUUUCAUUACAAAGCUAGAGAGGGUACAAGGGAGGAGCGGUUUGCUCUGUACAGGGCUGCUCGUAGUGUGAAUGGUGCGAGGAAAGUUUACGCGGUUCCUGAGAAAGCCGAGGAAGAUUGUGAAUUCACUCUGGUUGAUCUCGACACAGUGAAUAUCGGAGAACCUUUUUCACUUGAGGUCAAUAUAAAGAAUCAUUCUCACGAGCCACGAACCUUCCAUGCGAACUUGACAGUCAGAAGCGUGUACUACAACGGUAAUCCAGGAAACAUGGUGAGAGCAGUGACUACACGUUUUACUGUUCCUCCCAAUGAACGUGAAGUGCUUCGCUUGCCUGUCACCGCUGAUCAGUAUCUGGAAAAAUUAGUGGAGUAUUGCCACAUGAAGUUGUCCGCCGUGAUCAAUGUCGUAGAAACUAACCAAACUUGGGUCGGUGAGGACGAUUUCCGGGUCGUGAAACCGACUAUCGCAAUAGAGACCGUGAAGAAACUGAUUGUUGGAAAGCCAGCAGAUAUGUCACUUAAAUUCGAGAACCCCUUGAAAGAGUUGCUGACCGACUGUGAAAUCAACUUCGAUAGUUCAGGGUUUAUCAAGACCAAGGAGAUGAGAUUCAGAGAUGUUGCUCCAGGUGGAACGGUUCAAGCAAAAUAUCAAGUCAUCCCACACAAAACUGGAAAACACAACCUUGUGGUCACCUUUACGUCCAAACAACUUUGCGAUAUCAGUGGGAUGGCAACUGUCGAAGUUAUCAACGAACUGGAAAACUUGACCCAAUAAUAUGUAGAUACGGUGUAGUCUUAAUAAUGUUGUCAUCUUGAUAUUCUUGUUAUCACUGAAGGGAUCAGCCCACAGUUGCUGUCUGGUAGCACACGGUUUCUUAUAUCUUCUAACCGUCCUGAGAAACAUAUAUUCUUGUUUGUAUUAAACGUAUGGUCAAAUGAUAUCGACGGGAGUCAACAUCCAAACAGACUUAGGUGCACGUGCGUAUCAGAAGGACCACACCAGAGAACGACUGGUAUCCUUUCAAUAUUGCAAGCUCAUGGUCAAAGCAUUUUCUCUUUUACAAUGCCUUUCAUGGCUUUGGCUAUUCAUCUCAUCAGCGAUUGAGCGAAAACCGUUCAGCGUCAAACAACAGUUCGUUAAGACAAACCAGAUGUCCGAAAAUCACCUUAUAAUAUUUUCGGACAUGCAGGAAGUGGCGUGCGCGUGCAGCGUAAUAAAACCUUUUUCAACUAGUGUCGUUUGGGAAACGAUGACCUAAGGCCAGAAUAGGCUAUCUUUGCAUACAACCAUUUUAUAAUAAUAUUCAAUCAUUAUAACCUCAACUCGGUUUAAAUUUCAAUAAACUUAAUCAUUGUGUUUAAUUUA
This is a messenger RNA of Neodiprion fabricii, 2849 nucleotides long. RefSeq names its product hemocyte protein-glutamine gamma-glutamyltransferase-like. The record is from RefSeq and is a predicted model, not a curated record. The transcript has 8 exons. The coding region runs from base 99 to 2258 and encodes 719 amino acids. Gene Ontology annotation, molecular function: protein-glutamine gamma-glutamyltransferase activity. Lineage: Eukaryota; Metazoa; Arthropoda; Insecta; Hymenoptera; Diprionidae. Gene Ontology annotation, biological process: peptide cross-linking.